Messenger RNA from Nannochloropsis gaditana CCMP526, 1257 nucleotides. RefSeq names its product regulator of nonsense transcripts 2 (gene UPF2). Gene Ontology annotation, cellular component: exon-exon junction complex; cytoplasm. Gene Ontology annotation, biological process: nuclear-transcribed mRNA catabolic process, nonsense-mediated decay. The annotation marks the transcript as partial. Gene Ontology annotation, molecular function: RNA binding; protein binding. The transcript is spliced from 4 exons. The record is from RefSeq and is a predicted model, not a curated record.
AUGGAUGUCAUAGUGGAGGAGGGGGGGGAGGAAGGGGGGGAGGACGACGAAGGCCUGACGGACGAGUACCGGUCUGGUUUGAAGGAGGAGGACGGGAAGGAGGGCGUGGAGGAGGGAGCAACGCCGGCCCACUACCAGGUCAACCACUUGCUGCAUGACAUUUUGCCGCUCUGCUACGAAAAGGAGAAGACGGACGCAUUUAUAUUGCAAAUUGCUCCUUUUGUGAAGCGGAAAGGGGUGGCGAAGCGCAAGACCGUCAAGUACGUCGGAGAGCUCGUCAAGUUCAAGAUUUGUCCCCCCAUUGUGCCUUUCACAUUCCUCAACGCCUGCUUGGAAGCGUUUUCCCGCCACAACGUGGAGCUCGCCUGUGCCCUGCUGGAAAGCUGCGGACGCUUCCUCUUCCUCACUCCUCACACGCACACGCGCCUGAAGGGCUACUUGAGCACCAUGGAGAGGCUCAAGCGGGUGAAAUCGCUCGACCCCACCCUGGAGGUUUUGAUCGACAACGCCUGCCUGAUUUGCAACCCUCCUUCCCAGCGGACAACGACCCGGCAAACCGUCCUCCUUCCCCCGCUCUAUGCCUACCUUCGUUUCCUCCUCUUUGAGCGCCUCAGCCCGAAAAACACCGACGACGUCCUCUAUUCCCUGCGCAAAUUUCCCUGGAAAACUCCGAGGGGGGGGGCGCCAGCCGAAGCCACAGGGUUGAGUGAGCUGGAAGUGUUUUUCCUCCGCUCGGUCCUGCAAGCCGCGCGGGGUAAGUUCCACGCCUUGCAUGCCCUGGCGGACGUGGUGGCUGGCCUGGGGAAAUACCACGAGAACAUGGCCGUGAGCAUGGUCGACGAGGUCUUGGAGGAGCUCAAACGGGGGUUGGAAACGGCGGGGGGACGCCGGGAUCGGGACACCCAAGGCUUCUUGGCCCUCAGCCGUUUAUUGGGCGAGUUUUAUAACUACAAUUUGAUUCCUCAUGCCUUGGUUUUCGACACGUUGUACCUUUUCCUGCACUACGGCCACGAGGUGCCUCCGCACCCCUCCCUGCCUUCCUCCAUCCCGCCCUCGUUCCCUCCCUACGUCACGCACGACCCUCGCAUCCUCACACCCUUGGAUCCCCCCGCAGAUACCUUCCGCUGCCACCUCGUCAUCAACCUUCUGCAGGCCUGCGGUCCGCUCUUGGCGGGCAAAGGGCACGAGAAAGUGCGAGGGAAGCUUUCCCUUUUUCUCACCUACUUCCAACGCUACCUCUUUUGUCGCGGCUACGUA